UUAAUUAAAGCCAGUCUUCAGGGUGGGCUCCCUGAAGUGGGGGAGUGAAGAUAUUUUUUUUUUCUAAAGCCACAGCUGAAGUUCAAAGAGAACGAUAAUAAGGUUAAAAAAAUGUUUAAUAAUAAUAUAUCCUGUCCUCACUACUUCAGUCCUGCAUGCGGCUGACGGCACGCACCACCAGUCCCACCAGCAGCAGCAGCAACAGUGACUGGCGGGUUAGUCUCACUGGAGAGCACAGCUUGUCAGUGGGAGUGGACCUACAUGAUGCCCCCCCUCCUCGUGGAUUUAUCAAUCUAUAGUGUCCGUCCCUGCAGCGCCGCGAGUUUACGUAGCGCACUGAGGUGCUGUAAAGCGCAACCGAUGGAUGCGUCCUGCAUGCGUGCGCGUAUUGGAGCGGAGUCAUUUGUGAGGAUCACAUUUGAAACGGCUUAAACCACAUAGAAGAAAAGAAUACAGGGCUUUUGGACGACAGAGCAGUGUGUGGAUAACAUCCCAUAAGCAAAUGUCUUACCCUCGUAUAUGCACCACUUUAAUGGACAGACGAGAUGCUGAAAUGGACGCAGACAUGGACCCAGGGCGCAGAAGUGAUGACUGCCUUUGGUGAAGAGUAACACCGGCUCAGACGGGGUGAGAUCAAGGUUCGGCGCGGAAAACAUGCAAGCAUAGAUAUUUUUAGUGAGGACUUCACGAUUUGAAGCUGUGAUCUGAUUGUGUCGCCUUUCCGUGGAUAUCUGCUGGAUUUUUUUUUUUAAAAAGAAGAAAAUUCCCGUUAGAUGUUCCAUCUCAGAGGAAAAGAAAAAUCCUCCCGAAAAUGGAGAACGGAGCAACCUGAACAGAGAGAUAAUAUACAAUCUUCGCAACUUUAUCCAUUUCCCACAGAAUGCUUUUUCAGCCUCUGAGCUGCGGGACUUCUGUCAUCAACAGAACCAGGAGGGAAAAGACAAAUAAGCAUCUUGGAAUCCGCACUGGGUUGUGAGGUGAAAUCUAAUCAGAUUCAGCAGAGCUGAUGACUAACAAGUCUUCACGAAAAAGUUUCAUUUGAAAACGAGACAUCAAAUUAACUUCAUAUUCUUUAUUCAGUGUAAUGACGAGCUUUCCCGGAUCUAUGCGCCUGGGAAAAAAAUGACUGCACGAUGCUGUAUUUGCAUGCUUUUUAAUCGUUUGAUUUAGAUCAGAGAGAAAGGGGAAUCAGAAUAACUGCACCUUGCUCUCCCACUGACCAUUAGGAGAAAACCUUGGACCACAGCGGGGCAUCCGUUUGCAUAGAGGGUAUCAUUUCAACACUCGCACUUGUGGGUGCCUCUGUGCUCUGUGCGUCCUAACGAACAAAAAAAGAGGAAUAACCGGAUGCUUUAUCAUCACCACUGCGAGAGUUAAUGGCACCCGGACUGAUGUGUGGAUUACAUGUAGCACGUCGUUUCUGAAAGUGGGGAAACCAUGUUUCUGACAAGAAAGUAUCACCACGGAUUCUGCAAAAUCGCCUGAGUAUUGCGGAUGUUUUGUCGAUGCAGUUUUUUUUGGGGAGGGAGUGGGAGAUCGAGGGACCAGUUCUGCAGAUCUCAGCGUCUCAAUGUGUGAGCAGGGAAGGAACAGCUGAGCAGGGGGACGACUGCAGCACAUUCCAUCAGUCGAUGGAUUAAUCAAUCGGUAUUACAGCUCGGCCCAUCCGUCUCAGGGAAUAAUCUUGGAGACAUCAUAAAAGUGCCAUUCUGUCAUUCUAGAGGCCAGGCCAGGGCUGUGGCAGAUUUGCAAGUUAACAUGCGGAUGACCAGAACCCCGUGGAACUGUAAUUGAAUUGGCAGUUGGCCCAAAUCCUCUUUCCAAAGAGUGGGAGACCCGUCAACGAAUUAUGAAUGUUAAACAAUAUGACCUCCUCUCAGCAGCAGCAGAUGAUGCGAGGUCCUAGGUGGAACCGGGCCUUGUCCGACCCUUUGCUUGUGCUGCUUCUGGCCCUCCAGCUGCUCGUGGUGGCAGGGCUGGUACGUGCUCAGACGUGCCCCUCCGCCUGCUCCUGUAGUAACCAGUUCAGCAAAGUCAUCUGCACUCGCCGAGGCCUGCGGGACGUCCCUGAUGGCAUCUCUACUAAUACACGCUACCUGAAUCUGCAGGAAAAUCUCAUUCAGGUCAUAAAGGUGGACAGCUUCAAGCAUCUAAGACAUCUGGAGAUCCUGCAGCUGAGCAAAAACCACAUACGGAAAAUUGAACUGGGGGCCUUCAAUGGACUGGCCAGUCUCAAUACCUUGGAGCUUUUUGAUAACCGCCUCACCACCAUCCCAAACGGGGCAUUUGAGUACCUGUCCAAACUAAAGGAGCUUUGGCUGAGGAAUAACCCCAUAGAGAGUAUUCCCUCCUAUGCUUUCAACAGAGUGCCAUCAUUACGCCGGUUGGACCUUGGGGAGCUUAAAAGGCUCUCCUAUAUUUCUGAGGGCGCCUUUGAAGGGCUGAGCAAUCUGCGCUACUUAAAUCUCGGGAUGUGCAAUCUGAAGGAAAUUCCCAACCUUAUUCCCCUGGUGAAGCUGGAUGAACUGGAGAUGUCAGGGAACCAGCUAUCUGUCAUCCGGCCCGGCUCUUUUAAAGGGCUCAUCCACUUACAAAAGCUAUGGAUGAUGCAUGCACAGAUCCAGACCAUCGAAAGAAACUCUUUCGAUGACCUGCAGUCACUGGUGGAGCUCAAUCUGGCCCACAACAACCUCACCCUCUUGCCCCACGAUCUCUUCACUCCUUUACAUCACCUGGAGAGGGUGCACUUGCACCACAACCCGUGGAAUUGUAACUGUGACAUUCUCUGGCUAAGCUGGUGGCUUAAGGAGAUGGUACCUGCAAACACUAGCUGCUGCGCACGCUGUAGCUCACCUACCCACCACAAAGGGCGAUACAUUGGCGAGUUGGACCAGAACUACUUUCACUGUUAUGCUCCGGUUAUUGUGGAGCCUCCUGCAGACCUAAAUGUGACAGAGGGAAGCUCUGCAGAGUUGAAAUGCAAAGCCAGUUCUUUGACCUCUGUGAGCUGGAUUACACCCAAUGGUUCCAUCAUGACGCAUGGUGCGUACAAGGUCAGACUCUCAGUGCUGAAUGAUGGAACGCUGAACUUCACUAACGUUACCAUGCAGGACACGGGCACAUACACAUGUAUGGUCAGUAAUUCGGCGGGUAACACGACAGCAUCUGCCACGCUCAACGUGUCCUCCACGGAGAACAGCAGCUUCAGCUACUUCACCACAGUAACAGUGGAGACCAUAGAAACGCCACACAAUGAAGGCUUCACCACUAUCGUGCAGCAGAAGGUGGGCCCCACCCCCUCUGCUGGUAUGUGGGAGUCUGUUUCAGCCACCUCUACAACAACCACCACAUUUCGGACCCCACUCUCCACCCGUGCCACGGAGAAGACUUACACAAUCCCUGUCACGGAGCUGGGUGGGGAGGGUUCACUUAACGGCUUGGAUGAGGUGAUGAAGACAACCAAGAUCAUCAUUGGCUGCUUUGUUGCAAUCACACUAAUGGCAGCUGUCAUGCUGAUUAUCUUCUACAAGAUGCGCAAACAGCACCACCAGCAGAAUCACCACGCCCCCACGCGCACUAUUGAGAUCAUCAAUGUGGAUGAGGACUGUGUUACAGGAGGCCCAGGCAUGGAGGGCCACCUGACUCUGCCUCCUCUUGAGCACGAGCACCUCAACCACUAUAACACCUACAAGACUGCAUACAACCAUGCCUCUACUAUCAACUCCAUACACAGCUCAGCGCACGAACCUUUGUUAAUCCGGGCCAGCUCAAAAGACAAUGUACAAGAGACCCAAAUCUAAUAUGUUUUCUUUCUUUUUUUUCUUUCUUUUCAAAUGCAGUCAUUAUGAAACUGAUGGAAUUGCAUAAAACACUACUGACAGGACAGUAACUCAUAAGUGGUUGUGAUGAUUAUGACCCAAAUAUGGAGAAAAAGACUCAUGUUUGGCAAAUCAAGUGACUGGUGAUGUUAAUUAAAUGACUUUGGAAAUUA
Molecule: messenger RNA, 3991 nt
Organism: Solea solea (common sole)
Lineage: Eukaryota; Metazoa; Chordata; Actinopteri; Pleuronectiformes; Soleidae
Product: leucine-rich repeat-containing protein 4C-like
Exons: 4
Coding region: 1854-3800 (648 amino acids)
Biological process (GO): modulation of chemical synaptic transmission; regulation of axonogenesis; synaptic membrane adhesion
Cellular component (GO): postsynaptic density membrane; glutamatergic synapse; plasma membrane
Molecular function (GO): cell-cell adhesion mediator activity
Source: RefSeq, a predicted model, not a curated record